AUGCGCAUGCGCGGAGCGGGUAACGGAGCUGUCCGCGUCUGGUAGUGCUGCUCUGAUUUCAUUGAACGGCUGCGCGUGUGAGUGGGUUUAUGGACGCGAUGGAAGAAGAACUUAAAUGCCCGGUUUGCGGUUCUCUCUUUAAGGAGCCCAUUAUUUUACCGUGUUCUCAUAAUGUCUGCCUGGCGUGUGCCCGGAAUAUCAUCGUGCAGACCCCGGAGGGAGAGACCCCUCCGCAGAACCGAAGCUCCGGAACCUCGGACUAUGAUUAUCUGGAUAUGGACAAGAUGAGCAUGUACAGCGAGACGGACAGCGGCUACGGCUCAUACACGCCGUGCCUGAAGUCUCCCAACGGAGUGCGAGUGUUCCCGCCGGCACUGGUCCACCGCCACUGCUCCAUCACCUGCCCGCUGUGCCACCGCAGCGUAUCCCUGGACGAGCGGGGGCUCCGGGGAUUCCCUCGAAACCGACUGCUGGAGGCGAUCGUGUCCCGCUACCAGCAGAGCCGCGCCGCCUCUGUCAAAUGCCAGCUGUGCGACCGCAAUCCGGUGGACGCCACGGUGAUGUGCGAGCAGUGCGAUGUGUUCUACUGUGCUCCGUGCCAGCAGCGCUGCCACCCUUCCCGCGGACCGCUGGCCAAGCACCGGCUGCUGCCGCCGACUCAGGCACAGGCGGGGAUCGCGCAACCGACCGGAGCCUCCGCGCGUAAACAGGCGACUUGCGUGGAUCACGAAUCGGAGAACUACAACAUGUACUGCGUCAGCUGCAAGACCCCUGUAUGCUACCAGUGCCUGGAGGAGGGAAAACACGGCAAACAUGACGUGAAGCCCCUGCCUGCCAUGUGGAAACAACACAAGUGUCAGCUGUCCCAGGCGUUAAAUGGAGUGUCUGAUAAAGCCAAGGAGGCCAAGGAGUUCCUGGUGCAACUGAAAAACUUGCUUCAGCAGAUACAGGAGAACGGGGUUGAGUUUGAGGCAUGUCUGGUCGCUCAGUGUGACUCUCUGAUUGAAGCGCUCACUCGGCAGAAGGCCAAACUGCUCACCAAGGUCACAAAGGAGAAAGAAAGCAAACUGAAGACUGUAAAGGAUCAGAUAACUCACUGCACCAUGAAGCUCCGACAGACCACAGGAAUGAUGGAAUUCUGUCUGGAGGUUAUUAAAGAGAACGAUCCCAGUGGAUUCCUACAGAUCUCAGAUGCAUUGAUAAAGCGUGUUCAGGCCUCUCAGGACCAGUGGGUAAAAGGUGCGUUGGAGCCAAAGGUCUGCCCAGAAUUUGCCUUGACAGUCAACACAGACCCUCUGAUGCAGUCAAUUCUCCAGCUGGACUUCACCCAGAAUAAAGAUGGUCAGGAGGCUGCAUCAUUGAAACAAAUGCAUGCAAGUGACCAGAAAGAGGAGGAGAACACAGGAGCAGAGAGCCCCACAGUGCCUCCCGCACCACUGUUACAGUUGGAAAAAUGCUGCAUGCGGAACAACAGCGCCACUCUGGCCUGGAGGAUAACUACAGUCCAAGCCCUGCCUGUAGAGGGUUACGUGCUGGAGCUGGAUGACGGGAAUGGCGGGCCUUACCGGGAGGUAUAUGUGGGUAAAGAGACCGUCUGUACAGUUGACGGCCUUCAUUUUAACAGUUCGUACAACGCUCGAGUCAAAGCGUACAACUCUGCUGGAGUGGGAGCGUACAGCAAGGUUGUUGUUCUGAAGACAUCUGAUGUGGCGUGGUUUACCUUUGACCCUACGUCAGCUCACAGAGACAUUGUCCUGUCCAACGAAAACCAGACUGUGACUUGUAACAGUUACGAUGAUCGCGUAGUGCUCGGGACAGCUGCCUUCUCCAAGGGUGUGCAUUACUGGGAACUUAGCGUGGAUCGCUAUGAUAACCACCCCGAUCCUGCAUUCGGUGUGGCACGGAUUAAUACAAUGAAGGACAUGAUGCUUGGGAAGGAUGAUAAGGCCUGGGCUAUGUAUGUGGACAACAAUCGCUCCUGGUUCAUGCACAACAACUCCCACACCAACAGGGCUGAGGGUGGCAUCACGAAAGGUUCGACUGUGGGGAUCCUGUUAGACCUAACAAAACAUACACUGACCUUCUUCAUCAAUAAACAGCAGCAUGGACCAGUGGCUUUCGAGAACCUGGAGGGUGUGUUCAUGCCCGCCGUCAGCCUCAACCGCAACGUCCAGGUGACUCUGAUCACAGGUCUGGAAGUCCCAAAGAGCAUCAUGUGAUCAUCUUUGACCAAUGACAACGAGCCAGAUCUUUCUUAUCAAACAAGUCAGUGCUCUUAUACUGCACUGAUAUAUAAAGCUGAUAAAACUUUGGGGGGAAAAAAUAUGUUUUGGAAUAUUUGAUCUAGUUAAUAUUUUUCCCUUAUGGUCAUCUGGGUGAUUUGCAUUUCAGUGUUUACAAAUCAUUCCCAUGUUUACAGAAAAACAAACCACUGGAUGUCCCCAUUGGGGCCGAAGCUGGAGUCGAACCCAAAGCACUUUGAAGUAGAGUUCAGCCUCUUUUUCAUACCUCCAAUGAAAAUUUAGCACCGUUCAAAAAAUGUAAUUUGAUUUAAAAAAUCAACAUAUCAAGCAUUUGAUAUGUUAGCAAUGGAAUAGAGCAACCGAUAGUAAUCAAACAACUGUGAGCCUAAAAGUGAAUUUAAAAUCAUUUCAGGUUAUUUAACACGCUACACGAAUCUCAGGUUUACUCACCUUUAAUCUGCUGUGUGAUCACAGCACACACUUCAAAAGGCCUCAACAAAUUCAUCACUCAGACCAGAAAUCUGGGUCGCUGGGAUUAAAAAAGUCCCAGUCAAGCCAAAGGCCCUGCGUCAGAGAAUGAAGUUUACAAUCUCUGUAGUUCAACAAAUUCCAAUCCUAAUAUUUGAUUCAGAACUUUCUUGUAUAAUAUGAAAUAGAUACUACUUGUAUGGAGGAUAGAGUGAUUUGGGUGGUUUUUAGGGCGUUGCUAUGCAGUUGCUGUGUGUUCUGAAUGGCUUAAGCCGGUUGUUGUAAAGGUUCUAAUGUGUUCUGGGUGGUUGCUAGGAGGUUACUUACAGUUUUCAACUUGUGGACUACAGAAAAAGGAUAAAAAGUAAGCAUAUAUAGCACACUUCUGCUAAAUUACCUGCACAAUUUUGAGGUAUCAUUCAUGAUUGUAGCACAAACUGCGGGAUGAGUUAUGUGCUUAUCGUAUGCACAGUUGUGAUGCUUGUCUUAGCAAACAGCACUAAACACAUACACACACACAAAGUUCUGGUUUACAGAAAUGAAUACCUGCCAUUAUAGAUAGAUUGUUCCCUCACCACCAAGUAGAUUUGGUCUUGGUGCUGUAUAUGAGCCACAGUUGUGAAUAUUUAGCCAGAAUCUCAACUCUCCUUACACUGUGACAGACAUAUUCCUCGAGUUUUGAAGAUGAAGUGUGUAAUUUUUCUCCUAUUCCAGCUUAAUAAGCAGAGGCAAUUGUAAGUAAGCCAUUUUAGGUUGAUUUCAGAGAAAAGUGUAAACACUGUGCCUCUGUGGUGCUUUCAAAACAUUGCUCAAUUUGUUUGAUCUACCCCUGGCAACAACGACUCAACGACUGAGAGUUUGGGGCGGGCUAUCUGUAUUUUCGACCAACAACAGAAAGAGUGUUUGAGAAACCCUUUUAAAAACAGUCACUAUUUUUGUAAAUUCUUUUAGUGACACUAGUUGACCUGGAAAUUACACACUUUGACUUUAAGUAAAUGACAGAUUCAAGCUUCAUACACCUCAUAACAAGUAAAUGAGCAAUUCAUGGAUCAAUUUAUUAGUAUUAUUUCCACGCCACGCCCUUCAAUGGUUUCUGUGCUUUUUUUUAGACAAUGCCAGAAUAGCAAGUCAUACAAUGUAGUCGGGUGAGAUGAUUGCAAUUGCAUGUUUUAUAAGCUGUAAAUAUGGUCAAAGCAGUGAGGCGUGCAUGAGUUACAUAUUCAUUAUAUUGAAUUUGUGUUACAAAUGAUGACACCGAUAAAACAGGAAUAGGGCCUACAGUAUGGAGAGUUGCAGUCUGCCCCCUAGUGUUUGUUGUGUGGAAUUAUUUUCUGACAAUGUAGCUUUGAGGUAAACCCCCAAGAAGCCACAUACCUACAUACAGCAACAGCUCUCUUAUUGUCAUAAAUCCGGUGCAUGUCACAUUAAACGCUAUGAAGAGCCACUUAUGGACCUCACAAUAGGAGAUACAAGCCUAUGUUCAGCUUAUACCUCUGCUCAAAUUACAAUGGUUUCAGGGAGAAAUGAGAGAUAAAUGGAAGAUAUUAUAUUUAUGUUUAUUAUCUUGUCCAGACAUUAACUUACCGGAUUAUGGGAGUAGAUAAUGACCCAUUGGUGAUGUAAAGCAUGGGAUGUUGUUGAUAUUUAUAACACAUUUCUAUGAAGUUUAAUUAAUGUAAAUAGCUUGUGCCGAUGCUUUUAUCGGGGAGUGAGUACUUUGCUGUCAGGAGUACCAAAAUAAAAGGAAGCAGGCGACAACCAAGUGCAUUUUGAGCACUUGUUUAAAAAAAGAAAAAGGAAUAAAGCGGUAAAACGUGAAAAGCUAUGCUUAAAGGAAUGUCCUUGGUUCAGUCAAGGCCAUCAUCUGGCUUUGUUGUCCUGGGUCAUUUGCAUCUUUAAAGUACUAAGUGUAUGUGGGUUCAAUACACCAUUUAAAUCAUAAGGUCUAUGACCACUUUUUUUUUUUUUUUUAAAUACACACUGACUAUAGUCACAAGACUGAAUAUUAUACAUAGUAACAUGAGACCUGAGUAGGCUGAGUCAGAGUCAAAACCAAGACCAGAAGAGGAGUUAACAGUCAAGACCGAGUCCAAAUGCUCCUGAGUCCAUGACAAGAGCAAGACUAUGAAAAUAUGGUUUUGAACUCAGACUUGAGACAUUCCGGUCUGGUCUUGAGUACCACAAAAGUGCAAACUUUGUAAAGUUAUUUCCAAGUUUUCAUCUAAAUAAACCCCUAAACCCAGUUUUCGCACACUACAAAAGCAGCAUAGAAAAGUCAUCUGGCUGCUAAAAUGACGAUUUAGACAACUUCACAGUUCAAUUAAGACAUUUCAGAAUGGAAUAACAAGUGUAAGUGCUUUGGUGAAAAUAUAAGCUGCAUAUUCCUAUACAUUUAGACCCUCCAUAAUGUUUCGACCCAUAGACCUCUAUUGUAGAGUAAGUGGCAAGAAUAUAUUAUUGUCAGUGGUAAUUGCUAUAUAUGUGCCAUAUGCAUCUUGUUCAGUCACGUGACUUUUCACCUCAUCCACCAUGCCCAUCAGUGGGGCAAAGUAACAGCUGAACCUGAACAUUCCUUUGAAACCAAUUUAUACUGAUUGUGUGGGUGACACCUGCCAAAACUGCCGUCUGUCCAAGAAAAUCUAUCUUGCUGAAUCAACUUUUUUUACAGUGUAAUUUUAAAAAUUACAAUUUCUUUGUAUUAAAGUAUAUUUAAAAGUUUAUGUCAAUAUAGAUAAUAGAAUCAUUGGUCACAUACUGAAUAUGAAAGAAAGUGCACUCAUAAAAGUUUGCUGAGAAUGGAAUGACGCUGACAUGAGAACUUGAGAGUGCACUGUAUGUGUAUGAUAAUAAAGCAACUGUACAGUAAUGGAGAAUUCAUGUGUAAAGAUAAAUAUGGAUAUGACCCAAGGAAUCGUUUGAGGAGGGAUGUGUACUACAAAGAUGGUUGAAAAAUUCACUUAGGCAGGAAUUACUCUGUGGAUCAAGUUUACUUCCUCAGCCAAUAUCACUAAUGACCUGAAAUAUCCAGAUCAGACAUGUAGUUUUCCCUACUUUUCCCAAUUUCUCACAGUCUUAAAUAUUCAUUAGGCUGAGAAAGUUAACCUCAAGCUUUGCCUCAUUCACACAAAUCUGCCAAAAUUAGUGAAUUUGCUUGGGAAUGUGGUGUGGAAACCAACAAACUACAUCUUCAUAUCAGGGUGCUUCUUCAACUAUGGCCAUUUUUGCCUUGUAAACUUUUAGAAAAUAAACUCUCAUACAUUGUCCCAAUUAACAAGGUCCAACAAUGCAUGUAGUUAAAGAUUUUUUUUUAAUUAUUUAUUUUAUUUUAUUAUUUAUUUAACCAACAAAUGUAAUUUCCAUCACAUCUCAACUGGAAAUUACAUGUUAAACAUUUUUGAAAUAGAACGGUCAACUCAUUUGUCUUGCUAAGGCUAAUUUUAUACCUACCAUUUUAUAUAUCCUGAAUACACACAAUUAAUAGAAGAUUAUUUUCUUACAUAUUUGCAUUAUUGCUCCAAACGCACAAAAAUUUCUGUUCACAAGAACUUCACGAGUUUUUGGUCAUGUUGGUUAAUAUAAUAAUUUUUGCGCAAUAAAUAACUAAAUAGUUUGUUCUUUUCUUUUUUUGUUUAGAUCAUCAAAGGACUUGUAAUUUAUUAAUUAAAAAGAUAUUAUAAAUCUGUGUGUGGCACUCUGGCACAAAAGUAUAAAACAAACUAUGUAUAAAUGGAAUUGUAAAAGUACCAAAAAUAAAUGAAGACAUGGGAAAUUAGUUUUAAUGUGACCUAACAAAAAAGUUAACAUAAAAAUGGCCAAAGUUGAAGAAACAUCCAUCAACAGAAAGCACAGAUGAUUUCCAUUGGAUUUUUCCAAAAACAAGUAAAGAGUAAUCCCAUCUUUUUAUGAUGCUUUUGAUAAUGCACAAAAUGAAAUGGUCUUGAGGUGUUUGUUAUAUAGGCGUAUGCUUAAUAUGACUGCCUGUGAGUGUGACCAUCAUCAGAAAAUGUGUUGUAGUCCCAAUAACAUCUGCGUACCAAGCGUUCAAGGAUUUAUUUUUAUAUAUACAGCAUAUUGCCUAUGUGGAUGUACAUUAGUCUAAGCAAAAAGACAAGCUGUUUCCCAGACGCAUCUUUCCAUUGAUCCGCAGACACAGGACACACACAUGAACACAGCCCUGGUGUUGUGUGACAUCUUCGUCAUCUGUGACGAAAACUAAUGUGUGGGUGCGUGAGUCUUUGGUACUGUUCCGCUGUAUGUGAUCUUGAGCUAUCAUUUCCUCUUACUAAUGUGAUAUUUUGUAUGUCUUUGUGGUUUGUAUAUCAAAUACAUUGUAUAUGACAUUCUUUUCUUACUACUUAGUGUAGAAGAAAAACUGUCUUUCCCUUUUAAUAAACAAUGAAACUGUGAA
This is a messenger RNA of Ctenopharyngodon idella (grass carp), 7119 nucleotides long. Its product is annotated as E3 ubiquitin-protein ligase TRIM9. The record is from RefSeq and is a predicted model, not a curated record. Bases 90 to 2219 code for a protein of 709 amino acids. Gene Ontology annotation, molecular function: protein binding; zinc ion binding. The transcript is spliced from 11 exons. NCBI's taxonomy places the organism in Eukaryota, Metazoa, Chordata, Actinopteri, Cypriniformes, Xenocyprididae.